Phragmites australis (common reed) is the source of this 3031-nucleotide messenger RNA. RefSeq names its product YTH domain-containing protein ECT2-like. Gene Ontology annotation, molecular function: mRNA binding. The transcript is spliced from 10 exons. The record is from RefSeq and is a predicted model, not a curated record. Gene Ontology annotation, biological process: mRNA destabilization. Gene Ontology annotation, cellular component: cytoplasm. Lineage: Eukaryota; Viridiplantae; Streptophyta; Magnoliopsida; Poales; Poaceae. The coding region runs from base 924 to 2801 and encodes 625 amino acids.
GUCGGCCCACUCUCCACCACUCGACGGCCCGCCCGACCUACAUCGCAAGGCGUCGGGAGUGCAAGGCUGCGGCGGCCACCGGCGCGUACGAGUCGGGGCGUGGUGGCGGCGGCAGCGCAUCGGGCACGAGGGCCUCGGCGGGUGGGGAUUAUAUUAAAAUUGUGAAACAGUACACCCACGGCGAUCCAAGGUUUGGGGUCUCCUUUUUGGAUUUGGUGGGAGGAGUGAACUCUGACUUCGACAUCUUCCGGUGCUUUGCUCUGCUACUGCAGCGACAUGCCGACCGGGAGAGAUGGCCAGAGCUGAAGAAGAAGAUUAGGACCUGCAAAGUUCAUCUGUGCAAUUUGUUGGUACACUCUAAUUUAGAAGAAGUGUUUACAGUAGUUUGUUGUUACCAGAAUAUAGCAGUUCAAGUUUAUUUGUGCUGGUUUAUUUAAGAAUGUGCAUAAAGUCUGUACUGAAUGGACGGUGGGAUUAGUCAUGCGUGCAUGACUUUCAAGGGCUCAACUUAGAGCAUCUCAAUCCCAUCGCACCCUCCCUUUGCCGCUGCCCACCUCUCACACCGCCACCGCAAAAGCACGCCGCCGCCACCCCAGGAGGGUUUUUCAUACGGACAGGCCAGGCGGUGGCACAUUAGCCUCUUCUUCCCAAAUUCGACCCUUCCCAGGUAUUCGUCUCAAAUUCGCUCAUCCGGUGCCGCAUCAUCGGCGACCUCACCGCCGGCGACGAGAUGUAGCAAGCCGUUCCUUCUGCUUGUGUCGCCGCCCUCCUCCCCCUCUACUAGUAUUUGGCUGCCGCGGCGCGGGUGAUCCAUCAGGACUCAUCGGUUUCUUUCUCUCUCUCUUUUUGGUGGUUCUUCUUCAGCGCACAUUAUCCAUCUCGGGUUCUCGGUUGACACCACAACAUAGGGCUUGACAUUCAAGAUGCAGGAAGGUUUUGAUCCGCCAGAAACAGAAAUUGGUAUUUCCGCUAGGAAGGAUGUGGUUGUCGAGCAAGAUUCGGUUUCUUCAUAUCGGCCAUGGGGCAGUAUGAAAUUUGAAGAGGAUGGCCAUUUGCUGUCUCAUGCAAAAAGGGGCUUGCCACAUUUGGAUUAUCAAGCACGAUCUUCGGAGCCCAACUAUGUUGCUGAUCUUGGAUCACAUGCAUAUUCUAAGGAAUCAUUGCCACCGGGAAGAGAAUAUCAUAGGCAGAAGCCUUACUAUCCUCCUUCAAGCUGUGCUUGGGAAAGAUCGCCUUCAUUAGAAGCAGUGCCAAGUAGUCCAGACACAUUGGGGCAUGUAGUUGGAAAAAUGAAAACCAAAACUAACACCCUCAGUACAAGGCCAGAUUAUGUUGCUUCAUAUCCUACUACUGCUACUCACAUGAGAAAGUAUCCAGCAGCAGUUAAAGUUGAUUCUGGUUUAGAUGACUCAGAACAUCGCUACAGAAGAUCAGAUCAAUUUACUGCCUUUUCGAGCCAUAAUAGUCAAUCUGUAGAACACUGCAAUGAGAUGGUCGAUUAUGCCAGAGGGUCCCACUAUGUAGAUGAUAUCACUCCAAUUUCACGUCAAUGGUGCUUUGAUGAUGGAAGCCCUUCGCUACCAAGAGGGAUGCAGUAUGGAGAUGAGAUCCCUUCUUUGUCUAGUAAGAUGUGUAAUGAGGCACCUUCACGCUCAAGCCUAUGGCAAUAUGGUGAUGAAAUCCCAUCGUUCUCAAGGAGACAUGACUAUGGUGAUGAAAUCCCAUCGUUCUCAAGGAGACAUGACUAUGGUGAUGAGAUCCCGUCACUGUCUCGAAAUUGGCGCUACCGAGACAAGAUCCCCUUGCAUUCUGGUCACUGUUACCAUUAUGCUGAGUCACAUCCACUGCCAAGAUACCAGGAAGGUGUUUCUCAUGGGAAUGGUCAGUCAAGACACAAUUUUGCCAGAAUGAAUACCAAUGAGCAAGUCAAAGUUACCACAAGCAAACAUACUUCUACAAAACAUAGGAUGCUUAAUAGAUUUGUAAACAGUAGUAACCAUUAUAGGAGUAAUAUGAAGGAUAACCCAUGGAGAAAUUCCGAAGAUAUAAUGGACCAAGUUCGUGGGCCCAGGGCAAAAAAAUUGAAUAAUAUUUCAGUAUCCUCUACCGAGAAAGAUAUCAUCAGUCCAUUGGUUCGUAGGGAUCAAUUUAAUAGAUCCGACUUCUCAACUGAGUAUGAACAUGCCAAGUUCUUUAUGAUAAAGUCGUAUAGUGAAGAUGAUAUUCAUAAAGGUAUCAAAUACAAUGUUUGGGCAAGUACACCAAACGGGAACAAUAAGCUGGAUGCUGCCUUCCAUGAAGCUCAGACUUUAAUGAAGGAGAAGGGGGGAAAGUGCCCUGUCUUCCUAUUCUUCUCGGUAAAUACCAGUGGACAGUUUGUAGGGUUGGCUGAGAUGUUAGGUCCUGUUGAUUUCAAGAAGACCAUGGACUUUUGGCAACAAGAUAAAUGGAAUGGGUUUUUCCCUGUCGUAUGGCAUAUUAUAAAGGACAUUCCGAAUCGGCUGUUCAAACAUAUAAUUCUUGAAAACAACGACAACAGAAUAGUUACUUUUAGUAGGGACACUCAGGAGAUUGGGCGGCCACAGGGUCUGCAAAUGUUGAGAAUUUUUAAGGCUCAUCGCCAGGAAACAUCAAUUCUGGAUGAUUUUGAUUUUUAUGAAGAGAAGGAUAAUGCCCGCCGUGCUCAAAAGCGAGGAAAUUCAGAGUCGACACAUCAAGCUAGAUUCUCUGAUGACUCCAAAUCAAUGGAAAAUUUGGAGGGAAGCAUGGAGAGUUGGAGUUUGUACGAGAAUUGGGAUUAAUACGGAUUGCUGCGCCAUUGAAAUAAAUAAAUAGCAUGACGAGUCAGUGAAGUAGUCGAAGGCACUGACGUUCCUUUGCAGAACAAUUCCAUCCGACAAUUGUCUAGAUGGGUCAAAAUGAAACCUCUUGUAUACAGUGUUUGUGUAGAAGCAUAGAUGUUGUGUCAGUAAACACACGACGAGCCGAGAUUUUAGCUCUGGAUAUUUCCUUAAACCUGGUUACUUGGAUA